Molecule: messenger RNA, 3608 nt
Organism: Elaeis guineensis (African oil palm)
Lineage: Eukaryota; Viridiplantae; Streptophyta; Magnoliopsida; Arecales; Arecaceae
Source: RefSeq, a predicted model, not a curated record
UAUUCUUGGCAUAAAUCAAUAAUUUCUAUGCGUUAGUAUAAUAAAUGCGUACGUUGUACGGUUCCUUUCCCUUCUCUUGGCCGGAGCUAUCGAGAGUGAGAGAAGUCCUGGAACGGACUCUUGCCUCCUCGGUUCGUCGCAGAGAAUCUAUUAAAUUGAUAUAUAAAGCAGGAUGGAUAAGAAUGAAGACUCUGGUAGCCCUGGAUGGGGUGCUUCAUUUUUUAUGCAAACAACUGAAGAUGUUGCAAGAGCAUUUUUGGCUGCUGCUUCAGGUGCAACUGUUCGAUCAACACGUCCAUCUGUAGUUUUCUCAUCCAGAGAUGAUAACAGCAACAGCCAACUUCAAAAACUGCAAAGUCAGGUCACAAAAGUCUUGAAAGGUUUCUCACCUCCACCUGAAGUCAAAGGAGCUUACAACCCAGAAGUUCUUACCAGCCAAAAGCGUCAAUGGUCAAGAUUUCAGUUGCAAUCACUGGAUCAGAGACCUGUGAAAGAACCAUCAAGGGUUUUUGAGAGCAUGGUAGCUGUUGGACUCCAUCCUAAUGUUGAUGUCCAAGCACUUCAAAAGCUGGUAUUGGAGAGGAACAAUGAAGAUUCAAAGAAAAAAAGAAGUUUGCUGAAUUACAAUCUCCAAGUUCGAGCUGAACCAAAUCUUGAACCACAGGUGCUAUUUGUAUAUCCUCCAGAAAAGCAGCUGCCACUCAAAUAUAAGGACCUCCUUUCUUUCUGCUUUCCUGGAGGUGUGGAGGUUCGUGCUGUAGAAAGAACUCCCUCACUAAGUGAGCUGAAUGAAAUACUUCUUGGGCAGGAACAGCUAAAGCAAAAUGACCAGUCUUUUGUAUUCCGUUUACAGGUGGCUGAUGAUUCAACCUUCUAUGGAUGCUGUGUAUUAGUUGAUGAAAUGGUACAGAAACCUUCAAAUUUAGUUUCCAUGCUUAUAGGUGAGCAAAGCUUCUCUCCAUCCUUAAGCCGCCACAUAAUAACCACAUCUCGAUGCUAUUGCAUUCUAUCAAGGCUUCCAUUCUUUGAGCUUCAUUUCGGUAUAUUGAGAAGCAUCUUCAUUGAAGAAAGGUUCGAAUGGCUAACAAAAGGCAUCGACAUGCUAAAUUUGCUGUCACUGAAAGAAACUUCUGAUGAAGACAACACUUAUGAUAAAACCAAUAGUUCGGUACAGGAACGGUACUUCACCAAGGAUGCAACAAAUUUGAUGAAAUGUUCUGAUUUAAGUACAGAAGUUUCUACCCCUAAGAAAAUAUCUGAUAAUGGGAAACCUGUAGAUAACCAGCUCCAUCAAGUGAACUUGAAUUCUGAGGAAGUCAUCCAGAGAAACCCCACCUUUCAAGUCAAUCAAGAAAUAACAGAUUUUGUAACUGAAGAAGAAUCCAGAGAUGUCAGUCAAGAUAACCAUGAUAACUCUGUUGAUGAGGUCAUGAAAAACAGGCAAUCUGAAAGGCGUUUUCCAGAUGGCGUUUUGCCACUUUUGCGGUGUGGCCUGCAUGAAAGCUCUGAAUCCUCUGCCAGUUUCCAAGGUUCUCCAAGUGAUGACAGAAAUUUUAGGAGUGAUAUGGAUGAAGUAGAGCUCGAAGAGCCAUCUUCAUCUGGUCUGGAAGAUUCCAGUGGGCAUGGUGAUAUCCUUGAAUGGGCCAAGGCGAAUGGUCAUGGAUCUUUACAGAUAAUUUGUGAAUAUUAUCAGUUACAUUGCCCUGCUAGGGGUUCGAAGCUUACCUUCCAGCCCUUGGAGCACUUGCAUCCAUUGGAGUUUCACAGGCCUGGUGAAACAGUUCUUCAUAUUGCUGACUCCACUGUUGAUCUUAGAUCUUGCAACACAAGCUUAGAAGUGGCUGAGGCACACGGCGCACUGUUAGCUGAGGAGGAGGCUAUUGCUUUGUCUAUAUGGACAAUUGCAUGCAUAUGUGGGUGCCUGAGGCUUGAAAAUAUAAUAACGAUGUUUGCUGGAGCACUUUUGGAGAAACAAAUUGUUAUUGUUUGCUCUAAUUUGGGAAUCUUAUCUGCUGCAGUUUUAUCAAUUGUACCACUAAUACGUCCCUAUCAGUGGCAAAGCCUACUAAUGCCGUUUACAUACAUAAUCCAGAUUUUGCCAAAUGACAUGCUGGACUUUUUGGAUGCGCCUGUUCCAUACAUAGUUGGCAUAAAAAACAAGACUGCUGACAUACAACCGAAGUUAGCUAAUGCCAUUCUCAUUGAUGCUAACAAGAACCAGGUGAGGUCACCCUCGAUGCCACAGUUGCCCCGACAAAGAGAGUUGCUGGCAUCUCUUGGUCCAUAUCAUGCAAGGCUUGUGGGUGAAAGCUUUCUAGCAAGAAAAAGACCAGUUUAUGAGUGCACAGAUGUCCAGGUCGAAGCUGCUAAAGGUUUCUUAGCAGUUCUUAGAUCCUAUCUAGAUUCUCUAUGCUCCAACCUAAGAUCUCAUACAAUCACAAAUGUGCAAUCAAAUAAUGACAAGGUUUCAUUACUUUUAAAAGAAAGUUUUAUUGAAUCUUUUCCAAAUCGUGACAGAUCCUUUAUGAAGCUUUUUGUGGAUACCCAGCUUUUCUCUGUGCAUACAGACCUUGUUCUUUCUUUCUACCAAAAGGACUAGAGCUGAUGUGGGAGGUUCUGGUAACUGAGGUACCAGGAGGAGGUCAUGAAAGCAAUCCAUGUUUUUUGUUUCUUCAUCUUGCUGCCUUCAUAUCCCAGUCAGCUUAAUAUCAAAUUUAGGUCUCUGUAUUUUUCUCACCUCUGUUGUAAAAUAACAAAUUGAUCAAAUGAUAUAUUUUUAAUUCUAUUUUAAUAGUUGAAAUUACCAAGUCUGAAAGAAAAUUUGUGCUUUCAGAUGGGUCAAAGAUAAAGCUGCACAUCAGAUGCAUCUCUUCAUGUUUUCCAUGCAUCUAUUACUACUUUGAAAAUGCUCCACGUUUUCUAGUACUAAUUAAUUCUUCCACUCCUAAGAAGGUGACAACUAAAAAUCUCAGACCGAAAUUUGCAGCCAGUUAGAAGUGUAAACUCUCUGAAAGUUCAUAAAUAUAGUCACAUUGAUUUAAUCUUAACUAUUUCUGGAAUGGCGUAACAAUUUAGAAUUUAUGAACCCUGCCUAGAUUGAUGACAUAAUCACAUACUGAAAAGUUUUUAUUUCCAUCAUGGAGGAAAUCACUGGAUUUUUGGUCUUUAGAUUCAAGAGCUUUUGUGUCCGCAUGCUGGUUAUAAAGGUUAACAGGACCUCAUAAUUAUAUGUAUUCUUUCUAGGGGUAUAGUUUUAUGCAGGUUUUUGAGAUUUUCCAUGCCUCAGUGGUCAUAUACUAGAAAUUCAUGGAAUGGAUUGAGGUGCAAAACUGUAUGAAAAUUCUGACCUCUCUUCAAGCUCAAGAAUUGCAUGGUUUGGGUGGUUUUAGCUUAUUGUUGCAUUGUACUUAAUUGCUAUAUUAUCUUACUGUUAAUUGAUAGGAGAUUUCAAAGGAACAUGUAUAUUGGAUUUUAAUGACUGGUCCAGUUUUAAUUAAAAAGAAAGUUAAUCUGUCAGUUACCUAUUGAUUAGGCCUCAAGGUCUAUAUCUGUACCAUAAGUCAAAAUGUAAAGAUAGCAAAUGGAAUUUUUAUUUCACAGAUUAUCCA